This is a messenger RNA of Penicillium manginii, 840 nucleotides long. RefSeq names its product SDR family NAD(P)-dependent oxidoreductase. The transcript has 2 exons. Gene Ontology annotation, molecular function: oxidoreductase activity, acting on the CH-OH group of donors, NAD or NADP as acceptor. NCBI's taxonomy places the organism in Eukaryota, Fungi, Ascomycota, Eurotiomycetes, Eurotiales, Aspergillaceae. The record is from RefSeq and is a predicted model, not a curated record. The coding region runs from base 1 to 840 and encodes 279 amino acids.
AUGAUGGCGGAUAUCAUGGAUUUCAUUAGGCCGACCAAUGCCUUCGAGCUUGCAGCAUUCGCCAAGAAUCAUCAUGAUACAUACCAGUUCAUCGAGCCAAUUGGGACAGAACUCUCCGGAAAGUCCAUUCUCAUCACGGGUGCUUCGAAGGGCAUCGGGCGUGCCACUGCUGUGCGGUGCGCCAAAGCUGGAUGUGCUCGGAUCGCUGUCGCUGCUCGAUCUUCCCUUGAAGGUGUUAUCAAAGAAAUCAAAGAUGAAGCUGCCAAGCUGCUAGCCAGAAUUUCGAAGCUACUUUUGGGGGGAAAGUUGGACAUCCUCGUCAACAAUGCCGGGUAUCUACCUGAAUUCAAGACCGUCAUCGAGUCUGAUCCAACAGAAUGGUGGAAAGCGUGGGAAGUUAAUGUAAAGGGAACAUUCCUUUGUUGUCACUACUUCCUGCCAUUUGUUUUGAAUUCGAAGACAAAAACAGUCAUCAACCUCUCCUCAAUCGGAGCCCACACUUUGUCUUACGGCGCCUCUUCUUAUCAGACAUCUCGGUUCGCAAAUGUGCGACUGAACGAGUUUUUAGCGCGUGAAUAUGAGGAUGAUGAACUGAUUGCGAUCUCAAUACACCCCGGCGGCAUCAAGACUGAUAUGGCAGCCAACUUUCCAGAGAUGCUUCACUUUUCUCUUGCGGAUGAGCCGACACUCCCCGCCGAUACAAUCAUCUGGCUCGCGAAGGAGCGACGGAAUUGGCUAAAUGGGAGAUUUGUAUGGAGUAAUUGGGACCUGGAAGAGGUGGAAAGUAAACAGGAUCUUAUUGUCGAAAACGACCUGUUCAAGUUCCGCAUGACCGGAUAA